Aedes albopictus (Asian tiger mosquito) is the source of this 4180-nucleotide messenger RNA. RefSeq lists its product as uncharacterized. The record is from RefSeq and is a predicted model, not a curated record. Bases 356 to 4180 code for a protein of 1274 amino acids. The transcript has 2 exons. Lineage: Eukaryota; Metazoa; Arthropoda; Insecta; Diptera; Culicidae.
AUGUUCUGGCAGCACGGACGGCGUUCGCGAAUGCCGAGCUCAGAAUCCGACUCAUCGUGCAGAUGUCUACGACCGCAACAAUGAGUGAAGAGCAAAAAGGCUGAUGUCGAGAAACGUGUGGUGCCUAUUGUUGAAGCUGGAAAUUUGAUAUGCGACGGCGGAAAACACUUCCUUAAAGCAUCGUUUCCUAGGGAAAGGCGAACGGCAUAGGCAAGACUAAAUGUACCAGAUAUCACAUGACUCUCUCUAAGUGCUUACUAAUAAAAACUAUUAUUUUUAGCUUUGAGCUGCACACAGAAACCGCUGCUACAAGAAUCUUCCCCUAUCCGAACAUUCUCAAAGAUUUAUAGCUAGGAUGCCACCCCAGGACGAUGCUAGGGAAUGCGGUGCGUGCGACGAACCGAAUUCCGCCGACGUCGGCAUGGUGGCCUGCGAUGGGUGCAGUGUAUGGUACCACUACACUUGUGCCAAGGUGUCCCCGGGAGUCCAACAGCGGUCGUGGAGAUGCAGUAAGUGCCUGCCCGAACCGCCUUCGGAAGUCACCGGAGCCAAGAAGAAAGGAGGUAAGAAACAAACGGCUAACUUGACUGUCCUCGGUGCUACAUCGAGUGAGAUACCGAAGUCGAGCACCGCCAACCAGAAGAAGACUUCGGAGAAAUCGAAAAACUCCGACAAAUCGAAGACCUUGUUCGUUCCUGAUCUUGCGGCGAGUGGUAACGCCACUCCGAAGAAGCAUCCAGAGGUUCCUGCCUUCGAUAAGUCGAGCCACGGGGAGAUGAGAUCUUCCAAAUCCAGCACUUCUACCGCCAGAGCUCGAGCGCAAUUGGCAUUGCAGCGAUUGGAAGACGAGCGUUUGCUGGAGGAGCAGAAGUUGAGGGAAGAGCGGGCACGAUUAGAGGAAGAACGGAUCCGUCUGGAGAGGGAGAGGCAGCUGAAGGAACAGGAGCACGCCAUUAAGGCCAAGGAGCUCGCGAUGCAGGAGAAGUACCUGCGCGACAAAUUCGAGCUGGAGGAACAGAUUGCUGAUGACGAGAGCAGCAAAUCAAGCGUCUUCAGUCGCAAGGACAGGACCAAGGCUUGGUUGAAAAGCCAGCACGGUAUGAGUCACCGGGACGACAAAAGCGCGACACAGUUCUCGGAGUGGCCUAAUGCAGCGAACGAUUUGGCGGAACCGGAUCGUUUCCGGCCGCUAGCAGAUGAGAUAGCCGAUCGACAGCAGUUAGAGCCACGAUUCAUCCCGGAAGCGAUUCCGGAUCAUCAGACCCGUGCCAACAGUGCGCGGGUUAGGAAUAUCCCUUCGGAACCCGUCGGAAACCACUUCGAGAGUGCGGCUAGAUCGAAUGCCAGCCUAGCGCCGUCUUUGCGAGGGAUUGAGCGCGCGGCGAUAGGAUCGAACCCAGGUUCCCACGGGGCGGGGCCGAACAGCGACCAAGUAGCCGCGAGACAAAUCUGGCCGAAGAAGUUACCCACUUUUUCGGGCGACCCGGAAGAGUGGCCUAUAUUUGUCCACAGCUUCGAGACAGCCAACAUUGCGUGCGGUUUCACGGACGUGGAAAAUAUAAUUCGCUUGCGAGAGUGCUUGUGCGGGCCAGCGCGAGAAGCCGUCGUUACGAAACUGAUGUUUCCCCAAAGCGUUAACGCGAUUAUGGAAACGCUGCGACGGUUGUACGGGAGACCAGAGCUGCUGGUGAAGAAUCUGCUGAGCAAGGUGCGUCGGGCCGAGGCACCGAAACCGGAACGAUUGGAGUCGCUGAUCAACUUUGGCCUAACGGUGCAACAGCUAUGCGAUCACCUGGAGGCCGCGAAUCUCAGUGGCCAUCUGUCCAACCCUACGCUGCUCGGCGAACUAGUGGAGAAGCUGCCAGCGUCGAACAAGCUCGAGUGGGCAAGAUUCAAGCGAGGGUAUGCGGAACCGACCCUAAAACAUUUCGGAGUGUUCAUGGAAGAACUGGUGUACGACGCCAGCGAAGUUACGUCACCGAUCCAACAGAAGGCAGCGGUUGGGAGAGCCGAAAGGGACAAGCCGAAAGAGAAGGGGCAUGUGUACGCCCACGAAGAGGUAGCCGAGGUGCAGAGACGCGAUGAAGAAAGGCAACCCUGUCCGAUAUGCGGUAAAACAGACCAUCGUGUGCGGAACUGCGAACGUUUCCAGCAGCUGGGAUUGGAAGCUCGUCUGAAAGCCGUUCAUCAUUGGAAGUUGUGCGAGGUUUGCCUGUUUGACCACGGCCAAUGGAGAUGUCGUUCGAGAAUCCGAUGCAACGUCGGGAACUGCCGAGACCGCCACCACCCACUUCUACAUCGUUCUGAUCGCGGUUCGAUACAGGAACAGCGUCCGCGACAACUUCGAGCGUCGGAAUGCAACGCUCAUGAGCGGUCGCAAAGAUCCGUCCUGUUCAGGAUCAUACCGGUUAUGUUGUUCAACGGGAACCGCAGAUGCGAAACUUUUGCCUUUUUGGACGAAGGGUCCUCCUUGACGCUUAUUGAAGCAAGCUUAGCACGGCAGCUUGGAGCAGUUGGUGUUCCUGAACCCCUAGAGCUGAGAUGGACUUCGAGCGUGAAGAGGAAUGAGGAGAGCUCGCAGCGCGUGGACUUCGAAAUUUCCGGAAAAGGACUACCCCGUCGUUACGUGCUGAAGAAUGCGCACACCGUCGAAGAGUUGAACCUUCCGAGUCAGAGUUUGGCCUUCAACGAAGUAUCCGAGCGAUUCCCACAUCUCCGAAAUCUUCCUGUUUCUGCGUACUCCGAGGCCGUGCCUAGAAUUCUCCUAGGUUUGGAAAAUUUGAGUCUCUUCGCGCCCCUGGAUAGUUGCGUCGGCCGACCAGGCGAACCGAUCGCGGUGAAAUCUUUGCUAGGGUGGUCCGUCUAUGGCCCAGAUUCAAGCGCACUAUCAAAACCAGCAUUUGUAAAUCUCCACGAGUGCAAUUGCGAUGCCGAUAGAGAAUUGAACGAUCUAGUUCGGCAGCAGUUCAUCCUGGAGGAUUCGUUGGUUGAGAUUACUUCUCCGCUUGAGUCCGCUGAUGAGAAACGAGCCCGCGAAAUAUUGGAAAAUACCACAAAGUUCGUUGAUGGAAAAUACGAAACCGCUCUUCAUUGGAAAGCCGACGAAAUCGACCUACCCGAUAGCCUUCCCAUGGCGAUGAAACGCUUGCGGAGCUUCGAGGCCCAACUGGCGAAGGACCCAAGUCUCCGCGAAAAUGUGAACAAGCAAAUCGUGGACUACGUGCAGAAAGGCUACGUCCACAAGGCUACAGAAGAGGAGUUGAGGGAGAUCAACCGAAGGCAAGUGUGGUAUCUGCCUCUUGGUCUGGUUAUACAUCCGAAGAAGCAGAAAAAACGACUCGUGUGGGACGGGAAAGCGCAAGUGAAUGGAGUGUCCCUCAACUCACAACUAUUGAAAGGUCCCGACCUGCUAGUGUCGCUCCCUUCAGUGAUCUGCAAAUUCCGUGAGAAACGCGUUGCAUUCGGAGGCGAUAUCCGCGAAAUGUUUCUGCAGCUUCGAAUGAGGACGCCGGACAGAUACUUUCAGUGUUUCCUUUUCCGAUUUGAUUCGCAACAUCCUCCUGAAGUCUACAUCGCAGACGUAGCGAUGUUUGGCGCCACAUGCUCACCAUGCGUCGCGCAGCACGUUCUACGAGUCAACGCUGACAAGUGGGCGGACGAGUUCCCGUUAGCUGCAGCGGCAAUCAAGGACAAGACGUACAUGGAUGACUACUACGAUAGUGCUGACACCCCAGAAGAAGCAGCGGAGUUGGCUGUUCAAGUGAGAACCAUCCACGCCCGUGGCGGGUUCGAAAUGAGGAACUGGGUGAGCAACAGUGAGGAAGUGUUGGAUAAGCUCGGUGAACGCAACGAUCCAGAGCCACGCCUGCUACAGUCAACGCCCGAGGCGAAAUGGGAACGAAUUCUUGGAAUGCUGUGGCACCCAGAAUCGGACUCUCUAACGUUUUCAACCGAGCUUAGCGAACAACUUCUUCAGUACGUGUCCGGAGGAAAGCGGCCGACAAAGCGAAUCGCUCUGAGGAUCAUAAUGAGUCUGUUUGAUCCUCUUGGUCUCCUGGCACCGUACCUCAUACAUGGACGCACCCUCAUUCAGGAUCUAUGGAGAAGUGGAGUGCAGUGGGACGAAGAGAUGAGAGACGAAGAAUUCGAGAAGCGGCCGUGCUCGGAGCUAGAAUGUUGA